This is a messenger RNA of Cutaneotrichosporon oleaginosum, 414 nucleotides long. RefSeq lists its product as uncharacterized. NCBI's taxonomy places the organism in Eukaryota, Fungi, Basidiomycota, Tremellomycetes, Trichosporonales, Trichosporonaceae. Gene Ontology annotation, molecular function: structural constituent of chromatin; protein heterodimerization activity; DNA binding. The record is from RefSeq and is a predicted model, not a curated record. Gene Ontology annotation, cellular component: chromatin; nucleosome. Gene Ontology annotation, biological process: heterochromatin formation.
AUGUCAUCCAAGACCACAGGCGGAAAGGGCGGCAAGGCCAAGACAUCCUCCGAGGCAAAAGUGCUCACUACUCGCUCUUCUAAGGCCGGCCUCCAGUUCCCUGUCGGCCGUAUCCACAGGUUCCUCCGCAACAAGAACGCCAACAAUGUGCGCGUCGGCGCGAAAGCUGCAGUCUAUGUUGCCGCUAUCAUGGAGUACCUCACCGCCGAAGUACUAGAGCUUGCUGGCAAUGCGGCCAAGGAUCUGCGCGUAAAGCGUAUCACUCCGCGUCACCUGCAGCUCGCAAUCCGCGGCGACGAGGAGCUCGACCUUCUCAUUCGCGCUACCAUCGCCGGUGGCGGAGUACUCCCGCACAUUCACAAGACACUUGUCACCAAGCCGUCGGGUCUCAAGCCGAAAAAGGUUGGAGCUUAG